This is a messenger RNA of Rotaria sp. Silwood2, 255 nucleotides long. The record is from the annotation of a GenBank genome assembly. Lineage: Eukaryota; Metazoa; Rotifera; Eurotatoria; Philodinida; Philodinidae.
AUGCCAAUCGAACAACCAUUUGAACUUCCAUGUGGAUUUAAACUAUCUAACAGAACUGUCAAAGCAGCAAUGGAAGAAUCAUUUGGUAGUGGUGAUAAUCAACCAAAUGAAUAUAUUUAUCGUCUUUAUGAACGUUGGGCAAAAGGUUCAUUUGGUGUUCUCUUGACGGGUAACGUACAAGUCGAUGAACGUUAUCCUGGCUUAAUGACAGAUUUAAUGAUUUCGAACAAAGAUAAGAUUGAUAUUGAAAAAUGA